Neopsephotus bourkii (Bourke's parrot) is the source of this 3740-nucleotide messenger RNA. RefSeq names its product PTPRF interacting protein alpha 3 (gene PPFIA3). Gene Ontology annotation, molecular function: protein binding. Gene Ontology annotation, cellular component: presynaptic active zone. The transcript is spliced from 29 exons. Bases 207 to 3734 code for a protein of 1175 amino acids. The record is from RefSeq and is a predicted model, not a curated record. Gene Ontology annotation, biological process: synapse organization. Lineage: Eukaryota; Metazoa; Chordata; Aves; Psittaciformes; Psittacidae.
GCCGGGCGCGGGGGGGGGGGGCUCGUUCUGUACCGGGGGGGGGGGGGCCGGCGGCGGCCGCGGGGCUCGGGCGGGCCCGGGGAGCGGCGGGGGCCUGGAACCGGGAUUGAACGGGCCACGGGCAACGACCCCCCCCGGGGCCCCCUCCCCGCCGGGCCGCAUCCUUCAGCUGGAGCUGCCGCAGCGCCCAGCGCAGCGCAGGCAGGAUGAUGUGCGAGGUGCUGCCCACCAUCAGCGAGGACGCGCGGCGCGGGUCGGGCGCGCCCGAGGAGCCGGGGCUGGAGCCGCUCAUGGUGCAGAUGCUGCGGGAGCGGGAGCGGCUCCUGGACACGCUGCGGGACACGCAGGACGCGCUGGCCACGGCGCAGCUGCGCAUGCGCGACCUGGCCCACGAGAAGGAGCUGCUGCAGCGCCAGCUCGCGUGCGCGCUGCCUCAGGAGCUGGCGGCGCUGACCAAGGAGCUGAACCUGUGCCGGGAGCAGCUCCUGGAGCGGGAGGAGGAGAUCGGGGAGCUCAAAGCCGAGAGGAACAACACCCGGCUGCUCCUGGAGCACCUCGAGUGCCUGGUGUCCCGCCACGAGCGCUCCCUGCGGAUGACGGUGGUCAAGCGCCAGGCUCAGUCCCCCGCUGGCGUCUCCUCCGAGGUCGAGGUGCUCAAAGCCCUCAAGUCCCUCUUUGAGCACCACAAGGCCCUGGAUGAGAAGGUCCGGGAGAGGCUGCGGGUGGCUCUGGAGCGAGUGGCUGUGCUGGAGGAGGAGCUGGAGGUCUCCAACCAGGAGGCUCUGUCCCUCCGGGAGCAGCUCUCCCGGCGCCGUUCCGGCGUGGAGGAUGCACCCAGCGAUGGGGACAUCCCGGCCGCGGGCGAGGGCCGGCGCCGGGAGCUGGAGCUGGAGGCGUCGCUGUGCCGGCAGCGCGCCGUGGCCGCGGCGCAGCGGGAGCGCGCGGCCGCCAUGAGCCGGCAGCUGGCCCGGCUGCAGGACGAGGCGGCCGCGGCCCAGCGCGAGCUCGCCCGCGCCCAGGAGAGCGGCGCCAAACUGCAGCGGGACCUCAAGGAGGCGCUGGCGCAGCGGGAGGACAUGGAGCAGCGCAUCGCCACGCUGGAGAAGCGGUACCUGAGCGCCCAGCGCGAGGCCACGUCCCUGCACGACGCCAACGACCGCCUGGAGAACGAGCUGGCCAGCAAGGACUCGCUCUACAGACAGAGCGAGGAGAAGGGGCGGCAGCUGCAGGAGUGGCUGGAGGAUGCCAAGGCCAAGCUCCAGCAGACGCUGCAGAAGGCUGAGACCCUGCCCGAGAUCGAGGCCCAGCUGGCCCAGAGGGUGGCAGCACUGACCAAGGCUGAGGAACGCCAUGGGAACUUCGAGGAGCGGCUCCGGCAGCUCGAGGCCCAACUGCAGGAGAAGAACCAGGAGCUGCAGCGGGCCCGGCAGCGGGAGAAGAUGAACGAUGAGCACAACAAGAGGCUCUCGGAGACCGUGGACCGGCUCCUGAGCGAGUCCAACGAGCGCCUCCAGCUCCACCUCAAGGAGCGCAUGGGAGCGCUGGAGGAGAAGAACUCACUGAGUGAAGAAAUCGCCAACAUGAAGAAGCUGCAGGACGAGCUGCUGCAGAACAAGGAGCAGCUCCUGGCCGAGAUGGAGCGGAUGCAGCUGGAGCUGGACCAGCUCCGGGGGCGCCCCACAUCCUCCUACUCCAGGUCCCUGCCCGGCAGCGCCCUCGAGCUCCGGUACCCCCAGAGCCCCGCCGGGGGCCCCCCCCUGGAGCCCUACGGCCCCGCCGCCCCCCCCCGCCGCUCACGCAAGGGGCGCUGGGCCCCCCCCAUGGAGGACGCUACCAAGGGCUCGGAUUGGGAUCGGGUCCCUCCGGAGCCGGCCGAGGGCUCGGACGAGGAGGGCGCUGCGGGGGGGGGGGCGGACCUGUCCCCCGGCGCCCAUCCGGACGUGCAGACGCUGGCGGUGCUGCUGCAGGAGCAGCUCGAGGCCAUCAACAAGGAGAUCAAGCUGAUCCAGGAGGAGAAGGAGAGCACGGAGCUGCGCGCGGAGGAGCUCGAGAGCCGCGUCGGGGGCGGGCCGCUGGACGGGACCCCCCCCUCGAGCUCUGGGCGCUACCGAGGAGGGGGCGGGGCUGGGGGCGGGGCCUCGCUGCCCCCCUCCCUCACCAGCUCCACCCUGGCCAGUCCCUCCCCCCCCAGCAGCGGCCGCUCCACGCCCCGCCCCGCCCCCCCCAGCCCCGCCCGCGAGAACCACGUCCCCAAGGAGGAGCCGCGGGGGGGGGAGGAGAAGGGGCCGAGCCCCGGGGACUCCUCCGGCGCCCCCCGAAUCCCCCGAGCGGAGCGGGGAGGCCCCACCUCGGCGCUGGAAGAGGGGCGAGAGCCACGGGUGGGGCUGGUCCCCGAGGCCCCCGGGACCCCCCCGGACCCCCUGCACAAGACCCCCAAGAAGAAAAGCAUCAAAUCCUCCAUCGGGCGCCUCUUCGGCAAGAAGGAGAAGGGGCGGCUCGGCCCCCCCCCGCGGGACGCGGCUCCCCUCGCCGGCACCCCCUCGGAGGAGCUGGGCCCCCCCGAUGCGCUGGGCCUGGCCAAGCUGCCAGGGGCUGUGGACAAGGACCGGCGGAGCAAGAAAAAGCACGAGCUGCUGGAGGAGGCCUGCCGGCAGGGCCUGCCCUUCGCUGCCUGGGACGGGCCCACGGUGGUGUCAUGGCUGGAGCUGUGGGUGGGCAUGCCCGCCUGGUACGUGGCGGCGUGCCGGGCCCGCGUGCGCAGCGGCGCGGCGCUGGCGGCGCUGACGGAGCCGGAGCUGCAGCGGGAGCUCGGCAUCAGCCACGCUCUGCACCGCCUCAAGCUGCGCCUCGCCGUGCAGGAGAUGGUGUCCCUGACCAGCCCCGCCGCGGCGCAGCCCCCGCCCAGGUCCUCGGGGAACGUGUGGGUGACGCACGAGGAGAUGGAGUCCCUGACGGCCACCUCCAAACCGGAGAGCAGAGAGAUCAGCUGGGAGCAGAUCUUGGCCUAUGGGGACAUGAACCACGAGUGGGUGGGCAACGAGUGGCUGCCCAGCCUGGGGCUGCCCCAGUACCGCAGCUACUUCAUGGAGUCCCUGGUGGACGCGCGGAUGCUGGAUCACCUCAGCAAGAAGGAGCUUCGGGGGCAGCUCAAGAUGGUCGACUCCUUCCACCGUGUGAGCCUCCACUAUGGCAUCAUGUGCCUGAAGCGCCUCAACUACGACCGCAAGGAGCUGGAGCGGAGGCGGGAGGAGAGCCAGGCCCAGAGCACCGACGUGGUGGUUUGGUCCAACGAGCGCGUGAGCGCGUGGGUGCAGAGCGUGGGGCUGCGGGAGUUCGCGCGGCACCUGCCGGGCUCGGGCGUGCACGGGGCGCUGCUGGCGCUCGAUGACUCCUUCGACUGGGCCGACCUGGCCCUGCUGCUGCAGAUCCCCACCCAGAACACACAGGCACGGCAGCUGCUGGAGAAGGAGUUCAGCGCCCUCCUCAGCGCGGGCACUGACCGGCGCCUGGAGGAGGAUGGGUCGAAGCCCUUCACCCGCUCCCCCUCCUGGCGGAAGCUGUUCCGGGAGAAGGAGCUGCGUGGGGGGGGCCCUGACCCCGAGAUGCUGCCCCCCAACUUCCGGGGGGGGCCCCUCAGCACCCCCCCUCUGCCUCUGCGCAAGCUGCAGCCCGAUGGUAACUCCCUGCCCCCACAGAGGGGGGAGGGGGUCUCGGUGCGGACGUACUCGUGUUAACGGUGA